This is a messenger RNA of Hyaloperonospora brassicae, 13788 nucleotides long. Lineage: Eukaryota; Oomycota; Peronosporomycetes; Peronosporales; Peronosporaceae. The record is from the annotation of a GenBank genome assembly.
AUGAACGUGGACGUCGUGCGCCAGAAGCUACUGGACAGCGACGCGAAGACGGUACUGAAGGAGCUCGUCGAUCUGUAUCGUCGCGCCGAGAUUCUCCACACGCCGCAGCUCGGCCGCAUCCUCGAGGUGCUCUUCCCUGUGUGGAAAACCCUCUUGCACCAGACGUUACCGCCACAGCGACGGGCUACGACGCCGAAUCGCUGUCGUAAGGUGCUGCUGCAGAUCAUCAAUCGGCUUCCGAGCAAUGAGGCGGUGCGGCCCUAUGUCCCGCAGCUGCUGCAGCUGCUCAUGGAAGUCUUGCAGAAAGACAACGAGGACAACGCACUGAUUGCGCUCAAGACGCUGUUUGAUUUGCAUCGGAAUUACCGUCCAGGACUGCGCAACGAAGUGCAGCCAUUUUUGGAGCUCGUCCAGCUCAUGUACAAGAACUUACCGACGACGGUGAAGAAGCAGUUCAGUGAGCCACCAGAUACUCUCAAGUCCGGCUACGUGUCAACGACGGCAAGUGCUCUUCCUGCUACAAAUGCUUCAGUACUAUCAGUUACGGCUGCAGAAACAACGAUCGAGUUGCCUACAGCGGGGGUGGAAACGCUCAGUGCAACUCGUGGCACCUCGAUGGAUUCGACAAAGCAAGCAGAUGCAAUGGCAGGUGAAGGAAGAACGGAUGCUGGUGAAACGAAUGCAACAACAGUGCCUUCCACAUCUUCAGCAGCAUUAGAAAAUAAUGUUUCUAGCUCCACGACUACUUCAAGCAGAGAGGAAGCUACGGACGAGCCCAUGUGCAGCAACUUGGAAUCAUUUAAGACGAUCUCGGAACUGCCACUGAUUAUCAUGCUGCUCUUUCAAUGUUACCCGAGCUAUAUUGAAAGCUAUAUACCAGUGCUGGUGCCGUUGAUGAUGUCGGCAUUGGCAUUGCGCGCGCCCGAGACGGCCACUAGUACGCAUCCAUCGCGGUAUCUGGACUUCUUGGAUUGCCAAGUGAAGACGCUGUCGUUCGUGACAUACCUGUUGCGCGGAUGCGCGAGUCUUAUGCGUCCAUUUCAAGACGCUAUCUGCGAGAACACUGUGAAAUUGCUUGUCGCCUGUCCAAAAGAUGCCUUCGUGCUGCGAAAGGACAUUUUCGUGGCCGCCAGACACGUCAUUUCCACAGAAUUUCGACGAGGCUUUUACCCACAGCUUGAGCUUCUCAUGAAUGAUGACGUGCUUGUUGGAAAAGGACGCUGCAGCUUCUAUCAGAUUCGCCCGCUGGCAUACUCGACCCUUGCCGACAUGAUCCAUCACGUUCGAGAUAUGCUAACACUCACGCAAGUGAGCGCCAUCGUGGAAUUUUAUGGCAAGCGGAUUCACGACCCGACUCUGCCCAUCUCGAUACAAACGACCAGCAUUCGACUGCUGCUCAAUCUUGUCGACAUCAGUGCCAAAAAUGAGGAUGUCGAUGCGUGGAAAGGCCGUAAUAUCCUCUCACGCAUUCUGCUAAUUAUUUCGGGUAAGUUCGGCACGACCUUAGCACAUCUGCCUACAGCUCUUGCCACGACGCUACGCAGUAAGUCUAGCGGGGACAGAAACGACUUGUUGGAAGGAGGCGCCAUGGAUAAAAUAAAGCACUCGAACUUGCUCCCGCGCGACAUUGUGCAGAAAACGCAGUACGAGAGGAAGUUGGAGGCUCUAUUGUUGCCCCACAUGCGCGCUCAGCGUCCCGCAGAUUCCAUCUUUGAGGAAGAACCAAGUAUUCGCGACAUCAAGUCACUGUUGCGGACAAUGAUCUUAGGCAUCCGUGCUGUAAUUUGGUGCACAGCCAAUUACCGAAAUCCACAUGCCAAGGAUUUGUCGUCUGCUGACGCUAAUACCGCGGAGGGGAGUGGUUUGGCUGCCGUAUCAACUUCACAAGGGAUCCAUGCUGGCUUAGGUGCGCACUUUGCUGGUGUAGUGGGAAAUUUAUCGAGUCGGGCAUUUGGGAGCGAGCACGUGUACCCACUGACUGAUGAUGAGCGUUUGCUCAUUGUGAAAGUACUUCGCAACGGACUGCGAUGCUUUAUUCUAUACACACUAUCGAAAAACACACUAUCAGAGGAAAAGCAAAUGCUGGACCACUUUGCUGGCGCGUUCACCGUAUUGGAAGCAACGGACUUUCGCGACCUUUUUAUCUCGAACAUCCAGCUACUCUAUGAGUGCAUUCUCCAAGACCAUGCCAUUCUGACGAUCCCCCAGCAUUUCUUGGCUAACUCGAAUGUAAGCUGCUGGUUUGCCGAGAUUCUGCUGAAAUUCUUGAUUACACAAAUGACGGAUCUAAGUGUGGAGGCAGAGGGAAACCUACCUGAUACCAAACGACUGGAAAAGGUCAUGACGAUUGAGAACCUGGAGUUCGAAAAGAUGCGACCGGUGCUCCAAGUGCACCGUGCGUCCGUCGUACUUCGUUUGUUCAAGAUCGUCUUUGGCUCGGUCACACUGUUUAAAUCAAAUGAGUCGGCGCUAUUUCCGCAUUUACGCACGAUUAUCGAGUCGUGCUUGAAGCAAGCAACGUUUACAAAGCAUCCAGACAACUACUUGCUAUUGCUUCGUGCCCUAUUCCGGUCAAUAUCAGGCGGCAAAUACGAAAACUUUUACAAGGAGGUUUUUCCGUUGCUGCCGGGCGUUUUGUCAGCUUUGAUGCGGUUGCAAAAGCACAUGGCCAAACCGGCGAUGCAGGAAGUGCUUCUGGAGCUGUGCUUGACGAUUCCUGCAAGGUUAAGCUCGCUGCUACAGUACCUUCCUUCUCUCAUGAAAUCGGUUGUGCGGGCGAUCUUAUCGCGUGGUGAGCUCGCGUACUUGGGGCUCCGGACACUCGAGUUCUGGGUGGAUAAUCUCAACCCAGACUUUCUUUAUCCCAUCAUGACAUCUCAGGACCGGUUACUGACAGAAAUCAUCGAGGCGCUGAACACGCACCUCAUCCCACCUCCAUAUCCGUACGGUGAAUUAGCUAUGCGGAUUCUUGGAAAAAUCGGCGGGCGCAAUCGACAGUACCUCAUGGACCCGCUGAACUUAGACUACCAAGAGCACUCGUUUACGAGAUUAACGUUUACAUUUCAAUGGGGUGAAAAGGGGGACGACAAUGACAUUGAUAUGGGCGAUGGCGUCAUACUCACCAUGAAUAACAAGUUUCCGAUGAAGAUGGAUGUACUGGUUUCGCAGGCAACAAAAGUACUCCGCAUGUACUUGCGAAAGUCUUCGGCGGAGCGCAGCAAUAGCGUUAGCAAAUUUGACUCGCGGCUUGCAGAUGCUGACGAGUUUGAAGAAAGCGACAAUGUGGCUAGUUCUUCUUUCUUGCUUGAGAAAGAUGACCAGACGCUUCAAUUGGAGACGGAGACAAUAGGAAAAAUUGGUGGGUUCAUUCUCCGGCAUAAACGUAGCGCUUUCGCGUUUGUCUCUCGCGCUGCUUUAGUAUCGCUGAACGUUAACCACUAUGCGGAUGUCGACGAAGAGGUGGAUAAAAAUGAGCUUGGCGCAAACGACGUGGGGGCACAGCAUGUGAAACCCGAACGGGGGGUAGUUUUGCAGGAGGCGCUACGAUCCACACGUGAACAGCUACUACAAGUAUUGUUCGAGACGACAGUGGAUGUUGAUGUUGGUUCGGAGGCGAAAGAAAUACUGAAAGGCAUUGCGGGUCACUUGACACUACUAUCAUUGGCCAAGUGCUUACGUGAACAGUCCGAUGUUACUGUGCUUUCAUCGUUGCAUCCGUCGACGCUGUAUGCAGCAACAAGAGGCUUGUCACCCGGGCGGAAUCUGGCAACGUCAAAACGAAUAGAAACGAUACGUCACGCGACAUAUGGUGCCGCAAACAUGGUAGAUGCGGACGUAACGAACGACUUCUAUUCGUUUGUGCAAGUAGUAGCAGUGGCGUUGAGCUCCCCUGAUCAACGCACCGUCGAUGCAGCAGCAGGGAUUGUUGUUUCCAUCAUUCAAACGGCUGUCGCGCAGUUUGACUCGCCACGGUUAGCCAUGGAACGUGGGGGUGCGCUGUUUAAUAGUAUGUGCGAAGUUUUUGUGCACGGAUGUUACGCCAAGGGCAGUUGGCGUCACAAGCUGGGAGGUGUCGUCGGCAUCAGACUUCUCGUGGAUUCCCUAGAGCCUCAGUGGUGUCACGAAAAUGAGCUUACGAUACUUAAAGCGCUGUUCUUCGUCCUUUCGGAUCAUCCACCGGAAUUGAGUACGACCAUAAGUGCUGAGACGGGUGAGACUCUAGUGAAAGCGGUGAGGACAGCUUGGAAUGUUCGUGUGGGGUAUGUGGACCAGCUUGGUGACGAUUCUGUCAAGAUAGAAGGCUUCUUGUCAUGCGUUGCCUUUCAGGAUACCGAGGUGUUUCAGAUGUUUGUGGUGGAACUCCUCAGUCCAAAUGCACCGACACGACAGUAUGCGAAGCGCUGCGUAACCACCGUGGCAUCGCUACGAGAAACGACUGCUUCAGCGGUGCUCUAUCCGUACCAUCAAUUGAUCAGUAAGCAGAUCACCGGGUGUAAUCUGCGCAUGCUGCCCAGCAGUAUCAGAACAGGCUAUGUGGACGCAAUGGCGUUUACGCUGUCACUAGAUCCGCCGAUCUUCUCGCUCACAAAAGAGAUAAUGACUUUUCUUCAGGACGUGUGGAAGUUGAUUUCGGAGGACUCGCAGCGCGAUGGAGUGACGAUGAUUGGGGCUGAAAGUCUCAACAGCAUCGGAGACACGACACCGGCAAUCCCUGGCUCAGGUGUUUCGGCCCAGGAGUAUCCGUUUGGACUCUCACAAGCGUGUGAACUGCGCAUUGCCGCCGCAAAACUGCUCCGAGCAGCCUUUCUUGCAGCACCCGAUGACCUCAAUCAGCACCCGGAGUAUCGUAAUCGCUUUGUGGGUGUAUUCUUUCGGUACCUGACGGGCCAACCUUCAGAGCUGGUACAGGUAGCUCAGGAUGCGCUGACAGAUGUGAUCCAGCUGAACGAGCAGAACAAGGAUGUCUUUCUGCCGAAGGAGCUGCUGCAGCAAUGUUUACGGCCAGUGCUUCUUAACUUGGCCGACUACCGCAAGCUCAAGCUACCGUUGCUUGAAGGAUUGUCCCGUCUUCUAACGCUGCUGAGCAGCUGCUUCAACGUGACACUUGGAGAAAAGCUGCUGGAACAUUUGAAGCAGUGGCGGGAUCCAGACCGAAUUAUUAAAGCAGGAAUUUGGAAGCGAGGAGAAGAACCAGCUGUAGCAGCAGCGAUCGUGGAUCUUUUUCACUUGCUACCCCCGAAUGAUGCGUUUUUAGAGCCACUCAUAAACUGCGUGGUGGAUCUUGAGGUCGUGCUACCGAAGUACGGAAGCUAUGGCAAAAUGAGCUCGCCAUACCGAAUCCCACUGACGCGUUUCUUGAAUCGCUACGCGUCCAUGACCGUAUCGUUCUUUUUAAAGCGUGAGCAUUUGGUCGAAGUGAAAUACUCGUCGCUUUUCCAGCAACUGGUUAAAUUGCCAGAGGCGGCCCCUCUUCGUGCGGUCAUCAUUGCUGACGGAGGAGCUGAGUCGGUACUAGAGGCAACGUGUAAUGCGGCGCUUAAGCUUACCGCUUGUAGUUUCGGAGACACAAAUGCUGGAGCCGGCGCGUCAAGUGAUGCCAAGGUGCAGGCUCAGAUCCAGUUGAAUGCACAGAAAGCGGCGACACAGGCAGUAGCGACUGCUCAGGCUCAAGGAAUGACAGCGUCGGCGGCAGAGGCUCGCGGGGUACAAGCUCGUGCGGCGUAUGUAGUGAAAGCUCAGUCCCAAGUGAGUGCUCAGCAAGCCUUGAAGGUACAGUCGCAAGUGCAAAUCCAGGCCAACGCACAAAAACUGCACGCGCAGACCCUUGCAGUAGCACAGGCACAAGGACUGUCGCUGGUACAAGCCCAAACGAAAGCUCAGUUCGCCAGCAAGGAAUACAUUGCUAAAGCCCAGAGCCACAUUUCUUCUGCAGCUAUGCAAGCUUCCUUGCCUAAUCCAGCGAUGAACUCUCUGGUCACACAGCAGCAAGCACAGCAACUGCAAGCACAAAUACAAGUGAACGCUCAAAAAGUGCAUGCUCAAGCUCUUGCAACUGCACAAGCGCAAGGAUUGAAGCCAAUGCAAGCGCAGGAAAAAGCGAAACAGGCUCAGGCAACAUACGUGCAUCGUGCGAAUGCCCAAGCCCAGGCAAAACUCGCUCGAGCUCAAAGUCAAGGGUCGCUGGUGUUGGGUGACAGCUCAACCGCGGUCAGCAGUGGGCCAUUUGCAUCCAGCGCCCAGAGGGAGGCUCUGGAGCUGCAUUACCAAGGAUUGCGAUUAAUACGAUCGAUCAGCAAACUCCACCCGUCGUGGUUGGCGUCACAGACGGUGAUUGUCGAUUGCUUGAGGAAGCUUUGGCGAUCGCCAGCCCGUGUCCAGCGUCUUGCUGCACACGAUCGACUUCCUAUCAAGUUCCACCUCGAGUCUAAAUUGCUGAUCAAGUGUUUGAUCGCGUAUAGUCGUGUCAAGCCAGAAGACGUGCAAGUGUUACUGGACAUGGUCUCGGUGUUUUUGCACCGGACGCCUUUCGAUUAUAGCUUUUUGCAAGCGUUUUACCGUGAAGAAGUUGCGGCAAAAUACAGUGCUGCAAACAAGCGCAACCUCGUCCGGCUAUUUCUGCGCAUGCUUCGUGAACCAGGUGCAUCCGAGGAGCUCAAGGUCCAUGCUAUUCAGUUGUUGAUAAUGCCCGUGUUGACAGCAUCGUUUGAGGAUCCAAACGUCAACAAUAUCGACGUGGUGGACCUCGAUACAGUAAUGUGGAUGUUACGUGAGAUUCUGGCAAGCAAGGAUUCCCCACCGGAUGCACUGCAAGGCCUUCAAAUUGAAUUGCUCAAGCUAGGUACAUUGCUCAUUCAGCACAUGAGCAAAUACGUAACGGACUACCGGAAAGAAGUGAUCAAGUUUGCAUGGAACCACUUGAAGGCCCAUGACUUGACUUCCAAGCUCUGGGCGUACGUGAAUGUAUGCCGAUUCAUCUCGGUGUACGACACUCCGCCAAAAAUUGUUUUGCAAGUGUAUGUAGCUUUGUUGCGGACACAUGAAAUGGACGCACGCUUUCUUGUACGCAAAGCGUUCGACAUUCUCUUGCCGGCGUUGCCAAAUCGGCUGCCGUCCAACGAAUUUAUCAAAGCCAUCAAGUGGACGAAGAAAAUUGCGUACGAAGAAGGUCAUGUGCUCGGACAGCUGGUGCAUAUUUGGUUUUUGAUAGUUCGUCAUCCAGCACUGUUUUAUCCGUUCCGCGGCCAGUUUGUUCCCCUCAUGGUGAAUUCACUGAACCGCUUGGCAAUUCCUCCAAGUAGUACGCCAGACAAUCGUAGGCUGGCGGUGAAUAUCGUGGAUUUGGUUAUUUCAUGGGAGCAGACACGCCAAGAUCGGCUAACGAUGCGAGGUGCUUGUUUUCGACCAAACGCUUUAGGCCUUGGUGUAGAGCGGAAGCGGAGUUUACCCGCCACGAGUAUAGCAGUAGCAGCGUCAGGGAAUACUCCAGAAGACCACGCCGCAAAGAAACGGAAAGUCUUGACAUCUGAAGGCACGUGCGCACCAGGUGCACCUGCUUUGGGUAUCGAGACGAGGGAGAAUGUUGAUGGAGUUGACAGUAGUGCAUUGGACAAUCAAGUUUCGAAGCAAACGCUGAAUACGGGAUCUGGCCAGCUACAAAAACAAGUCACGGCGCCGCUACCAUUCGAAGCAAAUCGGGUGGCGAACAGCGAGGACGACUUUGAGCUGAGUGGCGCCAUGGUAGAUCUGGUGAUCAACUUUGCUUUCCGCUUUGCGCUUGCAUCUGCGGAUAAGCAGGAAACGAGUCGAUUGGCAAAAACUUGCGGCGAACUAUUUGGCAAAGCACUUCGCUUGUGGCCGUCAGCGUCCAUACGCUUUUCCUACUUUGACAAGCUCAUCGCUGUAACCGCAGAAACGGUUCUCCGGCAGCAGCAACAGCUGCAGGCUAGUAUGAGCACUACUACAACUACUGCCGACCCUGGAGCCACGGGACCACAAGUUUCGAUUCCAGCACCAUCGCUACCGACAGUGAUGCCGUCAUUCUUCGUUCUUCCAAAGGGUGCGCCUCUGUCGUCACUUGCAAUCCUCGACGCUGUCCUAGGUAUUCUGAACUCGUUGGUCUCACCUGAGGUCGUCACGAUGUCCAAACGCCCGACGCCAUAUGCCAUUCAGUACGCACCGCGUAUAAUGAAGCUGCUUGAGCCGUGUUUUGAUCGCCAAAGCCAUGAAAUCCAAGCGGGUCUGACGAAGUUUUUGCGUCGAAUGGCAGAGUUGUAUCCGCCGUCUCGCGCGCCUCAACCUUUGGUUGCCUGUAAAUUCUAUCCGUGGCUUCGCGAGAUCAUCAACGAACGUCUCGUAAACGCGGCAAUGUUUCAGCAUGACUUAGGCGUGGACGGGGCAGGCUUGUCCGGUGGACCGAACGUGUUUCCCUCAAAGUUUAAGGGAAAGAAUGCAGCACAAAGUGUGGCCGGGUCAAAACUUAACGAGCAGGGAGGACCCGGUAGCAAUACUGUAGUAGGCGGCACUCCAGGUGAACAGCAAAAGGAUCCGAGCGGUAUCAACCCAUUGAUCAAUCACGAGGCGGCACGCAUGCGCUUGCUGUUCUCACAACAUCCCCGGGCUAUCGUAUCGCCUUCGAGCUAUCCCGGUGAGUUCACGCUGAAGCUCUUGAGUGGCCUCGCCGAGGUGACGCCAGAGUUCAUCGAUCACUUUGCCCCGGCACUGUUAAAAUUAGCGCAGCAGUUCACGCGGGAGCAUCUAAUUCAGCCAGCCACCGCUGGAGGUGUAGGUACUCAUGGUGGGAAACAGGGCGGGAGCAAUGACACAGCCAUUGGGGUGGAAAGCGGACAAGCAGUUGUGGAUUCGUUUGGACGAAAUCGAGUGAUGGCUACACCGUCACUAGCGAUUGUAAACGAAUGGAACCAAAUGUUGGCGGGACGAUGCAACUUAGCAGUGAAUAAGACUGUGAAUAAGCGCGAAGUGUUCGAUGGGAAAUCUGCGUCAAAGAAAAAAGGCAGGACUAGCGAUCAAUGUUUUGGGGUCGAAAUAACAAACAUGAAAGCGAGCAGUGCUAUGAAAAAGAAGACGGGGACCAGUACGAGCAACGCUCACACGCAGAGUGGGUUUGUGGAUGGUGAUGGCAAGAGGCCGAUCGAACUCCUUGUCUUGUGCUACGUUUUGCUGGCAAAGUGUACAUUCACGACGACUGAACACCGUCGUCUCUACAAGAAUCUGCUGGUCCACUGUUUGGAGGGUUCAUACAAUAUCCCGCUGCUACUUCAGAUCACAAAAAUUGUGGCGAAGAUGAUUGUCUCAACUGACACUCAUCAACAAAUAUUGACCGCUAAAGACACAAUGACCUUGCUGGGCAAGAUGGCAACUUUUGAUCGGCUCAACGAAAUUGCUGCUAUUCCGCUGAACGAGGAGUACUAUCAGCUGGUCCUGAAGCUCUGCAACUCAUCGCCGGGCACUUCUAGCAGCCACGUUCCGCUGUUGCACCUGAAUCCAACAACACAGGGUCAUAGCCUCACGACACACUUUAUGGCGGGCUUGCUCGCCCCAGAUCCAGCAACACGAGAGAAGUUCCUGAAAAUUUUCUUUGCAGCUAGCGGUCCAGGACCCGUGGCACGACUGCAACUUGUGCUUCGCCAAGAUUGGCAAGCUUGUGGGACCAGGUACUGGCCUGUGAUUGCAAUCGAAACGCUAUUGGCGGCUGUCUCCCCGACCACGCAGCCAAUCGCUUCCGUCGCGCCAAUUCGAACCUCUUCAGCAGACCGAGUUUCAGCUCUUACGCACGCUAAGUUUCUCGACAGCUACGGGCAGGUGAAAUCAUCUGAGCUCACGUUGAGUUUACGUGAGUUGGCGCACAUUGAUUUGGAGCUAGCCAAGGAGCUAUGGGUGAGUUUGUUCAGCGCAGUGUGGAAUUUGCUGAAAGAGUCGGAUCAAGUGCAGAUGACGGGUCAAUUACUGAAGAUUCUGGCGUCCAAAUACAACAAGCGUGACCUCAAUGUGCCACUCGGUACGUCAACUCCCCGCCGUACCAAUGUCGUACAGACGCUAAUGAAAGGAAUCGUAAGCACUAGCCCUAGUGUGCCAGUGAUGACGCCUGAGCUUGUUUUGCACAUUGCAUCGGCCUAUGACGUGUGGAGCUGCGCCCUGAGGCUCUGCGAGUUCCACGUGGAAAAACCGGACCUUAGUAUGGAGAGCCGACUGCGAUGGAUUGAAGCCCUUAGUGCGAUUUACAAGCAGCUGAGCGAGGACGAUCUCCGUAUCGGACUAAGUCUUGAACACGUUGAGCAGCCUGAGACGCGAACAGCACUGAAUUUGGAAGCGCUUGGCUGUGUCCAUGAAGCGCAGGAGGAGUAUUUCUCUGCGCUUUCAAAGACCCAAAGCGGGCGUGUUUGUGCGGAGGAUGUGAAUCUAUUUGAGUUGAGGUUGUGGGAGGAGCGCUGGGUGGGUUGUGCCAAGCAACUAUGUCAAUGGCAGCUCAUGAAUGAUUUCGCCAAGUCGACACAGAAUCAGGAAUUGCUCCUAGAUUGUGCCUGGAAACGUGGAGACUGGGCUUCGGCAAAGCAGUUGCUAUUACUGCCAUCGAUGCAGUCGUCAGCAGAGCUGGGAUGUCCACAGACUCGUCUACAGCGCUUGUACAUUUCAAUUCUCGAUGCAGACAAGCGCAGUGUUAUUGAUACGCUGACUGCUCAGACCGCUGAGCUAGCGCUGCACCAAUGGCAAGGACUACCACGUAUUCUUUCUCGUGCUCAUUUGCCGCUGAUGCACCUGUUUCACAAGUUUGUGGAGGUGAAAGAGUCGAUCCAGAUGAUGGAAGACAUCAAGUCUGCAAGUAUACAACACGCGGCUCUGCCGAACCUGAAGCCGUCCAUUAAUACGUGGCGAGAGCGCUUGCCAAAUAAGUGGGAGCCCAUCCUUCUUUGGGAUGAUAUUCUAACGUGGCGAUCACAUAUGUUCCAAGUGGUCAAGACCACGUUUGCGUGGAGCGACGCGCAGGUGCUUGCCUGCAUGCACGACAGUCCGUGGUCGGUUAUCAAACUCGCGCAUACGGCUCGCAAACAGCGGCUACCCGAUGUCUGUCUCGGCGCGCUUGCAAAAUUGUACUCGAUCCCAGCCAUGGAUGUGCAGGACGCGUUCUCGAAGCUCCGUGAGCAAGUCAGCAUUUGCUACGAGAGUGCUACAGAAUAUUCCGGCGGACUCAGCAUUCUGAACACCACCAAUUUGGAUUACUUUAGCCUUCGGCAGAAGGCGGAGAUGUUUCGGCUAAAAGCACUUUUCCUCGAGGCACAAGAAUCUCUUCCGGAAGCCAACCAGACAUUUUCACACUGUUUACAGAUUUGCGAUAGUUACGGCAAAGGAUGGCUUUCAUGGGGACACUAUUGCUACCGGUUGUUCCUCGUACAGAAAGAUCUCACUCUGGCUUCACAAACUAUCGCGUGCUAUUUACAGGCGAUUCACCACCGGUGCAACUCCGCACGUCUCAUGAUUGCGCGUGUGCUCUGGUUGCUCAACAUGGACGACCGACGUGGAAUACUAAUUCAGGCGUUUGAGACGCAUGGAAAGCAGUUGCCGAUAUGGAUAUGGAUCACAUGGAUCCCGCAGCUACUUGUGGCACUCGGACGUCCAGAGGCACCCCAAAUUCGAGGCUUGCUACGCGGUCUCUCGGCCAAGUUUCCUCAGGCGCUGUAUUACACAAUGCGAGCUUUUUUUCUCGAGAAUCGUGACAAUGCAAUGAUGCUUACUAACCAAGCACAACCAUCAGGUGCAGCGACAGGCUUGUCACCUUCCGCAGGUGCGGUGUCUCCAUCUAUGGCGCAUGUGUACUACAGAACAAAGUCCGGACACGUUGUUGGAGUUCCAUCGACUAUGCCGAUCGCACGAGUCCAGGAGAUUCCUGGACUUGUUGGUCCGCCUUGCCCAACACCCGCAGCUUUUAAUGCAGCACCUGGUGUCGUAUUGUCAUUGGAUACAUGGACUGAAAAGAUUCGCAACAAUGGUGGUGAUGGCCACUCAGUUAAGGCUGAGGUAGGCCCUGUACAAUACACGGAAGACUUGUUGAACUUCUUGCGCAGAUCACACGACUCCCUUACAUUCGAAAUGGAGUGCAUGCUGGAAGAGUUGAUUACCCGAUUUCGACCAGAGCCAGAAGAAGAGCUUCUCACGGCGGUCCAUGCACUUCUGCUGAAGUGUUACCAGCUUUCAAGAUUGACGAAGACAGAACCCGUGCCAAAGAUGCUGCGUGCUGCGCUUGCAAGAGUGUGUCGCAAGCUCUUUGUGCUGCUUCCGCACCAGAAAAACGAAAACCAUGAGGCCUUCGUUGAGGAGUUCAAGAACGCAUUCGAGCGUGACUUUACCCUACUCGGCGACGAACGUGCUCAGCAGCAGCAAGGCGAGGCUGCUAUAACUCUGUAUGAGAUCAUGAAUCGCUUGAAGCGAUGGAAGAGCUUACUGCAGCUGCGCGUGAAGAAGGUGGGCAAACGGAACGCCGGGAGACUGUAUCUAGAACGGUGCAGUCGUCAUCUUAUGGAGCUCAGCAGUUCCAACAUGGAGGUACCGGGACAGUACGUCUCGGACAGCGAGCCUAUCAAGGAUCUACACGCGCGCAUCCAGCACUUCGAGAGCACGGUGGACGUCCUGUUGCGCAACGGGUUUACUCAGCGACGUGUAGCAAUGGGUGGUAGUGACGGCCGGCCCUACUAUUUCCUGGUACAGUACGCGAUGACGCACAUUACCCGCACCGAUGAACGGAUGAUGCAGAUGUAUUUACUAUUGAAUCGAUUGCUGCUGCGCCACAAGGAAACCAGAAAACGCAAUACAGUUUUCCACGUACCGAAGGUGAUUCCUUUGACACCACGGGUACGGCUGCUGGAGGACAACCGUGACUUUGUUACGCUUGGCGAAAUCUACGAACUUGAUUGUCAAAUCGAGAACAAGGAUCCAGACGUUCCAGUGGAGCUUUAUCGAGAGCGUGUUAGCGAAGCUUUUGCAGCCGCAGGGACAGGAAGUGACCGAAAUAUUGAGGAGGAGGACCGCGUUGCGCAGGCAAAAGCCCGUGCUUUCCACGAAAUUUGUAGCGAGCACGUACCAGAGACUCUACUGGCCAAGUACGUACACGGCAUCUCGGCGCACGGCGACGCAUAUUUCCAGUUCCGCAGCGAGUUUACGAAGCACCUGGCACUGUCGAGUUUCUUGUCGUAUGCGCUCUAUGUUGGAGACCGCGCGCCUCACCGCGUGCUUUUCUCCCGUCGCACAGGUCGGGUAGUGAGCACGGAGUUACGUCCCGGGUAUGCCAGCAGUGGGCUUUUGGAGGCAGCGACGACAAUGCCUUUUCGCCUUACGCGCAACCUCCACAGCUUUAUGACACGCGCAGGAGUACAGGGACCGUUCAGUAUCGGGAUGACAGCCACUGCGGAAGCCCUUAUGAAUGAGGAGGAUAUCCUGAGCAACCAGUUGUGUCUCUUCUUCAGAGACGAUUUGCUCUCAUGGCACGCGUCAAAAACCCGACUUUUGUCGCUUGAAUCGCAAACUGCUGGACGUGCAUCGUCGCCCAACGCGUCCACUGGUUCUGCUUCGCCGGCUUUGGCACAGCGUCGUGUGGAGCUCCAAGUGCAGCAGCGCGUGGAAGCAAACGUGGGUCUCGUAAUGGAGAGAAUCCGUGGGGUAUCGCUGAAGAAGGAGAACGACAAAUCUCCGCGAGGAAAGAAUGUACAAGAACUGCUCGAGAUGGCAACAAGCCCAGAGCGACAGCGGGAAAUGUAUCCUACGUGGUACCCGUGGCUGUAA